AUGGCUUCUUCUACUUCGUCAAGUCCGAGGGAAGCGCCAGACCCGAAGCUCUUUGGGGAACAAGUCCAUACCGAUUUUGCAGAUCCCAAUGACGAUUACGACGAUGGCUUCGAAUUGUCAGAUCAUGCAGUCGCCAAGAAGUGGCAAGGUACUGCUGCCGAUAAGAAAGAUAUGGCCAACUUGGGCAGAGUCCAGCAGCUACGACGAAACUUCGAAUUCCUGUCCAUACUAGGCUUCGGCUGCACUCUAGUAGCAACAUGGGAGGUCCUCUUGACCACAAUUGCAUCAAUCCUGACCGAUGGCGGUACCUCUGGAGUGAUAUGGGGCUUCAUCGUUGUGACUUUCGGCUUCUCCUUCGUGUAUCUGUCAAUCGCUGAGAUGGCUUCCAUGGCUCCAACAUCCGGCGGACAGUAUCAUUGGGUCUCAGAAUUCGCGCCGGAGCCAGCUCAAAAGUUCCUCUCCUAUCUGGUCGGAUGGCUCUGCUUCACUGGAUGGCAGUGCGCGAUCACGUCAAUCACAUACUUGACAGGCACUGUGAUCCAAGGCCUGAUCGUGCUGAACACGCCGAGCUACGUCUUCGAAUCAUGGCAUGGGACUUUGCUUGUGAUUGCAGUGGCAGUAUUUGCCAUCUUCUUCAACACAGUCCUCGCCAAGCGGCUACCGCUCGUGGAAGGGUUUCUUCUGGUCUUACAUGUUCUGGGUCUAUUUGCAAUCAUUAUCACCCUCUGGGUCCUAGCGCCCACAGCGAAUGCCAAGGACGUGUUCACGACUUUUACCAAUGCAGGUGGCUGGAACUCAGAUGGCACGGCGUUUAUGGUCGGCCUCCUUAGCCCUGUCAUCUCGACCAUCGGCUUCGAUUCCGGGGUCCACAUGUCCGAAGAGGUCAAAGACGCAGGGAACACAGUGCCUAAAGCCAUCCUCGGCGCUUUCUGGUUCAACUGCUUCCUCGGCUUCCUCAUGGCUGUUACAAUGUGCUUCUGCCUGGGAGACGUCGACUCGAUCCUCGCGUCACCAACAGGAUAUCCAUUCAUCCAGGUCUUUUACAACGUCACUCAAUCGUAUGCUGGUGCCUCAAUCUUGACUCUGAUCCUGAUCCUUACUCUCACCUCAUCCGCCAUUGCAGAAAUCGCCACAGCUUCACGACAACUCUGGUCUUUCGCUCGCGAUAAGGGUAUGCCAGGCCACUCUUGGCUAUCACACAUAACACCCGGCUGGAACAUUCCCCUCAACGCAGUCCUAGUCAGCUUGCUGGUCACGAGCCUGCUAUCCCUCAUCAACCUAGGCUCAUCCGCAGCCCUGAACGCCAUCCUUGCUUUGACAACAGUCAGCCUCCUGACCUCUUACAUCAUCGUAAUCGGCUGCGUGCUAUUGAAGCGGAUUCGAGGCCAACCACUUCCACACUCUCGCUGGACUCUGGGACGAUGGGGUAUGGCGAUCAAUAUCAUCGCUAUGGCGUAUCUACUCAUGGUGUACGUUUGGAUGUUCUUCCCGACUGCGACGCCUGUGGAGCCGAGCACCAUGAAUUGGGCCAUUGUGAUGUUUGCCGGGAUCAUGACAAUUGCUACCUUGUAUUAUGUAGUGAGAGGGAGGCAUCACUAUGUGGCGCCUGUAGCGUUGGUCAAGAGGAGUGAUUAUGGUCGAUAG
Molecule: messenger RNA, 1644 nt
Organism: Fulvia fulva
Lineage: Eukaryota; Fungi; Ascomycota; Dothideomycetes; Mycosphaerellales; Mycosphaerellaceae
Product: Choline transport protein
Exons: 2
Coding region: 1-1644 (547 amino acids)
Biological process (GO): transmembrane transport
Cellular component (GO): membrane
Molecular function (GO): transmembrane transporter activity
Source: RefSeq, a predicted model, not a curated record